UUAAGACAGUGUUUUGUGGGGCUCUCAAGAGCUAUGAUGCACUGACACGAACCUCGAGGCUCUUUGUUAAGAAAGCAACAAGUGCGAAGUCCUCCAACCCUUCGCACUUGAUCGACAGCCCCCGGCCACAAUGGCCUCGUCGAUACCCCUCCAACUCGCCGAGACAGUGCAAACCGCACAUCUCCAGCGCAACCCCUCGCCGCAGCACGACCUGAACCCGUCGACAGCGGCCUCCAAGAAAGAGCCCGUCCACCUCGAGCCCGUGCUCCCCGACGAAGGCGGCCUCGACGAUGACGGCGUAGUCAGCCACAGCGGAGGGGAAUCCGAGGAAGAGGAGGUCGAGGACGACGAGGUCUACCCGUCGUCGCGCAUCAAGCCGCAUCCGCGCCGCCGCCACCUCCCGCCCAUGCCCGAUCUGCGCUUCGAGCAGAGCUACCUGUGGAGCAUACGGAAUGCAGACACGUGGUGGAAGGUUGGGUGGAUCACCGUUCGGGAUCAGGUCAUGAUGCCGUUUGUGCAGGGGAUUCUGUACAACUUGGCGAUCUGCGGAUGGCAGCACUGGAACCGCAACGCACGUAUUCAUGGGUCGUCGAUUGGGGCCAGGUUGAGGCGGUGGUGGUAUGGGGUCAAUAACUGGCCGAUACCGCCCGAGAGGAAGGUUAGCCUGGUAAAGAGGACGCGGUAGUCACGGGGAAGGAGGGGAAGGGAGAGCGUGGAUUAGGUUGAUAUGCUAACAUAGAGUCUGGUGUCGUGGCGUUUGGGUGAUUCUUUGCAUAACGAGGGCAUCGAGACUCGCGGCCCAUGCCUCCAAACAGACAAGUCUAUUACUAUCGGCCCAAGUUUCCGAGCCUAUGUCAAACG
This is a messenger RNA of Thermothielavioides terrestris NRRL 8126, 861 nucleotides long. RefSeq lists its product as uncharacterized. Gene Ontology annotation, biological process: mitophagy. NCBI's taxonomy places the organism in Eukaryota, Fungi, Ascomycota, Sordariomycetes, Sordariales, Chaetomiaceae. Bases 131 to 685 code for a protein of 184 amino acids. The transcript has 2 exons. The record is from RefSeq and is a predicted model, not a curated record. Gene Ontology annotation, molecular function: mitochondrion autophagosome adaptor activity.